AUGAAGGGAUGGAAAUCCAGAAAAACUGGCGGUGAAAGGUUUAUCUCUUGCUAUGCCUCGAGGAGAGUGCUUAGGCAUGCUUGGUCCAAAUGGCACACGACGCCAACCUCAGGGGCAGCAUAUGUUGAUGGCUUAGACAUGCAGACUCAAAUGGAUUCACCUGCUAUGGGAUGCUCUGACAGGGAGACAGCACUUACUAUUUUAUGGAAGACUGAAGAACCUAAAAGGUUCUGCUAUGAAAAGAUGGUAGCUGACAAACAUGCUGGGAAAUACAGUGGAGGUACGAAGAGAAGGCUUGGUGUUGCCAUAUCACUAAUUGGAGAUCACAAAAUUGUUUAUAUGGAUGAACCCAGUACUGGAUUAGAUCCAGCUUCUCGAAGCACUUUAUGGAAUGUUGUAAAGCGUGCAGAGCAAGAGAAAGAAAAUAUUCUGACCACACUUUCAAUGGAAGAGGCAGACUACCUUUGUGAUCGAGUCUGAUUCUAUGAAGUUAGCAUUGCUGAUGUAUUUCAUGCAGUUAAGGUUGCAAGAGCCAGGUUCCCUGUUUAUGCUUGGGGGCUGUCUCUGAUACCACAUUGGAAGACGUCUUCAUCAAGGUCACAAGCUCAGCCGAGCAAUCCACACGCCUUAAAUGGGCAAAAGCUACCAUGUG
Messenger RNA from Populus euphratica (Euphrates poplar), 652 nucleotides. RefSeq names its product ABC transporter A family member 3-like. NCBI's taxonomy places the organism in Eukaryota, Viridiplantae, Streptophyta, Magnoliopsida, Malpighiales, Salicaceae. Gene Ontology annotation, cellular component: intracellular membrane-bounded organelle; membrane. Gene Ontology annotation, molecular function: ABC-type transporter activity; lipid carrier activity. The record is from RefSeq and is a predicted model, not a curated record. Gene Ontology annotation, biological process: transmembrane transport; lipid transport. Bases 1 to 480 code for a protein of 159 amino acids. The transcript has 6 exons.